Messenger RNA from Epinephelus fuscoguttatus (brown-marbled grouper), 10815 nucleotides. RefSeq names its product glutamate receptor, ionotropic, N-methyl D-aspartate 1b (gene grin1b). The record is from RefSeq and is a predicted model, not a curated record. Gene Ontology annotation, molecular function: NMDA glutamate receptor activity. Gene Ontology annotation, biological process: regulation of membrane potential; ionotropic glutamate receptor signaling pathway; chemical synaptic transmission. The transcript is spliced from 22 exons. Gene Ontology annotation, cellular component: plasma membrane; synapse; neuron projection. Lineage: Eukaryota; Metazoa; Chordata; Actinopteri; Perciformes; Serranidae. Bases 768 to 3587 code for a protein of 939 amino acids.
CACGCGCUCCAGCGGCCGCGCGCAUCCUCUCCUCUCCUCUCCUCUCCUGUCCAUGAACGCGCAGCAUCCAAGGACGGACCGCGGGCUCGCGAGCUUCAGGUCAUCUGGAAGUCCGCGAGCAUCAACCGACAGAAAGGCGACCGACAACACCGACACACCGACACACACACACACACCGACACACACACCGACACACACACAGACAUCAGAUGAGGAGAGAACACGGAGAGACUGGUUCAGUGUGAGAGAGCUGCGAUGGAGACGCGGUGAAUCAACAGGACGAGGCGCGAGACGGUCUCAACAAUGUCAGCGGGGUUUGUUCCGUUAAACUGUCAAUGAACACCAACAUUUGAUCCACCACAGAAGAAGAAACCGGGACUGGAUCCUCCGGUGUGGCACGGUGAGGCGCACAGCACCGAGCACUCGGCACCGGAGGGCUUCAAUAUUUCACUUAGUAAUUAAUACAACAACAACAUCCACCUUUAACCUGACGGACCCGAGGACCGGACAGAACCGGACACGGCACCAGCUGACGGGACCGAGCCCACACUGGGAGCACUGGGAGCACUGGGAGAGAUCACCGUGAUCUGAAGAAAUCACAGACGGUGAAAUCAACAGGAGACUCGACGACGCAGUUUGUAACGGAAUUCUGACCCUGAGGCGGAGAACUGGGUUGGAUCUGACAGAGACCUGCUGCAGGACCAGGACCAGGACCAGGAUCUGAACCAGGACCGGGACCAGGACCAGGAUCUGAGCCGUCUGUAAACAUGGAGCUCCUUCGUGGCGUGCUCCUCCUCACCGUGCUGCAGUGCUGUUCUGUGGCCCGUGGCGGCUGUGAGCCUCGGCUGGUGAACAUCGGCGCCGUGUUGAGUCAGAAGCGCUACGAGCAGGUGUUCAAGGAGGCGGUGAGCCAGGCCAACACGCUGUACGGGAAGGAGAAGUUCAAGAUGAACGCCAUCUCCGUCACUCACAAACCCAACGCCAUCCAGAUGGCUCUGUCUGUCUGCGAGGACCUCAUCUCCAACCAGGUGUAUGCGAUCCUGGUCAGUCACCCUCCUCAGUCCAACGACCACCUGACUCCAACACCUGUCUCCUACACCGCCGGUUUCUACCGGAUCCCUGUGGUCGGCCUGACAACACGCAUGUCCAUCUACUCUGACAAGAGCAUCCACCUGUCGUUCCUGAGGACGGUGCCUCCGUACUCCCACCAGGCUCAGGUCUGGUUCGACCUGAUGAGAGAGUUCAGGUGGAAUCACAUCAUCCUCAUCGUCAGCGACGACCACGAAGGCCGAGCGGCUCAGAAGAGACUGGAGACGCUGCUGGAGGAGAGGGAGACCAAGACUAAAAACAGGAACUAUGAAAACCUCGACCAACAGAACUUUGACUUCAGGAGAACACCCAAGGCGGAGAAGGUGCUGCUGUUCAGUCCAGACACCAACCUGACGGCUCUGCUGCUGGAGGCCAAAGACCUGGAGGCCCGAGUCAUCAUCCUCUCUGCCAGCGAGGAUGAAGCGGCGGCGGUGUAUAAGGCGGCACGGCAGCUCAACAUGACCGGCUCUGGUUACGUGUGGCUGGUCGGGGAGAGAGAGAUGACGGGCAAAGCGCUGAGUGAAGCUCCAGACGGCCUGCUGGGCCUCCAGCUGAUUAACGGUAAGAACGAGUCGGCUCACAUCGCGGACGCCGUGGCGGUGGUGGCUCAGUCUCUGCAGGAGCUGUUUGAGAAGGAGAACAUCACAGAGCCGCCGCGGGGCUGCGUGGGAAACACCAACAUCUGGAGGACCGGACCGCUUUUUAAACGAGUGCUGAUGUCGUCCAAGUACCCUGACGGUCUGACAGGACGGAUCGAGUUUAACGACGACGGCGACCGACGCUUCGCCACUUACAGCAUCCUAAACUACCAACAGAAGCCAGGUCGCCUCGUCCAGGUCGGAGUCUUCAAUGGAUCACAGGUUGUGAUGAACCCUCAGAGGAAGAUCAUCUGGCCUGGAGGAGAGACAGAGAAACCAGUCGGAUACCAGAUGUCGACUAAAUUGAAGAUUGUGACGAUCCAUCAGGAGCCGUUUGUUUACGUGAAGCCAACAAAGACUGACGGGACGUGUAAAGAAGAGUACACCGUCAAUGGAGUCUUAAUCAAGAAGGUGAUCUGUACUGGACCCAACGGGACCAUACCAGGUCAGCCCAUCGUCCCUCAGUGUUGCUAUGGUUUCUGCAUCGACCUGCUCAUCAAGCUGGCGAUGAGCAUGAACUUCACCUACGAGGUUCACCUGGUGGCUGAUGGGAAAUUUGGCACGCAGGAGCGAGUCAACAACAGUAACAAGAAGGAGUGGAACGGGAUGAUGGGGGAGCUGCUGGGAGGUCUGGCCGACAUGAUCGUCGCUCCCCUCACCAUCAACAAUGAGCGCGCUCAGUACAUCGAGUUCUCCAAACCCUUCAAAUACCAGGGACUCACCAUCCUCGUCAAGAAGGAAAUCCCUCGCAGCACUCUGGAUUCAUUCAUGCAGCCGUUCCAGAGCACACUGUGGCUGUUAGUCGGUCUGUCGGUCCACGUGGUGGCAGUGAUGCUUUACCUAUUAGACCGGUUCAGCCCGUUUGGAAGGUUUAAAGUGAACAGUGAAGAAGAAGAAGAAGACGCCCUCACCCUGUCCUCUGCCAUGUGGUUCUCAUGGGGAGUACUGUUGAACUCUGGGAUAGGAGAAGGAGCUCCCAGGAGUUUCUCAGCGAGGAUUCUGGGUAUGGUGUGGGCAGGUUUCGCUAUGAUCAUCGUAGCAUCGUAUACUGCUAACCUGGCAGCCUUCCUUGUGUUGGACCGGCCUGAGGAGCGCAUCACUGGCAUCAAUGACCCCAGGCUGCGUAACCCAUCAGAUAAGUUCAUCUACGCCACAGUGAAGCAGAGUUCGGUGGAUAUCUACUUCAGACGGCAGGUGGAGCUGAGCACCAUGUACCGGCACAUGGAGAAACACAACUAUGAGAGCGCUGCUGAGGCCAUUCAGGCCGUCAGAGACAAUAAACUUCAUGCCUUUAUCUGGGACAGCGCUGUGUUGGAGUUCGAGGCGUCACAGAAGUGUGAUCUAGUGACGACAGGAGAGCUGUUCUUUCGCUCCGGAUUCGGGAUUGGAAUGAGGAAAGACAGUCCGUGGAAGCAGAACGUUUCUUUGGCCAUUCUCAGCUCUCAUGAGAAUGGCUUCAUGGAGGAUCUAGACAAGACAUGGGUUCGAUACCAGGAGUGUGACUCCAGGAGCAACGCCCCCGCUACCCUAACCUUCGAGAACAUGGCAGGUGUGUUCAUGCUGGUUGCCGGGGGCAUCGUCGCCGGGAUCUUCCUCAUCUUUAUCGAGAUCGCUUACAAACGUCACAAAGACGCUCGGAGGAAACAGAUGCAGCUGGCCUUCGCUGCUGUGAACGUCUGGAGGAAGAACCUGCAGGAUAGGAAAAGUAGAGCAGAGCCCGAGUCCAAACCCUCUUUUAGGUCCAUCACUUCGACCUCCGACCUCAAACGCCGUAGGGCCUCCGGGGACGCCACGCCGUACCCGACUGACAUCACCGGACAGCUCAACCUAUCAGAUCCCUCCGUCAGCACGGUGGUCUGAGAGCGACCCAGAGAGAGCUACACUGCUGCUGCUGAGCCACACACACACACACACACACACAGACACACAGGCCCUCUGGAUAAACACACACACGUCAUAUGAUAUAAACACAUGAAACACACAGAUGGACAGACCGAGCGUCCUCUGAGACAGGAAGUAGAAUAUGAUGACAUCAGGACCUUUGGAAGCAUCAUACUGUGCAAACACACACACACACACACACACACACACACCAUCUGUCAUCUCAACCCUCCACACACACACACACACACACACACACUCGCCUUGCUCUGCUUGUAGCCGUCAGCCUCAUCCACCCAGAGGGUCUUUUAUUUUGAAAGAACUGUCUCUGAUAGGUUUUAUUUUGGUUGAUGUCUUUGAUGUUGUACAGUUUCCUGUUUCCUGUCCGUCACACCGACCCAUCUAUCCUCCGAUUCUCGCCGGAAACUCGAGCUCCAGCCCGCAAACACACCUGCCGAUCGAUCGGGAACCUAUUGAUCGAUCAGGAACUUGUUGAUCGAUCGGGGAACCCGUCGGUCGAUCGGGGACCAGAUCACGGUUCAGAGCGUGGUGGGUGGGCGGAGCCUCUGGGACAGGAAGCGUUUUCUUUAACGCGUCCUGCGUCACUGAGCCAGACGGUGGGGAGCCGUCAGCGCUGAGGCUCAUGGGUAAUGAAGUCCUGGUUCAGUGAGUCAGGAGGAAACUUUGUUUGAACCAACAGUCAGCAUUUAUCAGACGUAUAUAAAGAGUUAAUAAACAGAUUAUUACACAAUGAUUUCUGCAGAUAUGACGACUUUUUGUUGUUUAUUGUUUUUAUUUAUGAGGUGUUUAUUUAUAAACAUUCUUCACCCUCAUAAACAAAGUGAUGAAGAUGAUGAGGAGCAGCUGUAGAGAUAUGACUCAUCUGAUCUGAAGCCUUUAUAUCUGCUGUGUUAUAAACUGUUUAUUAACUGUUAUACUGCUUAUAAAUGCUGAACAGAGAGGUUAAAGUUCAGCUCAUCAAUAAUAAACAUUAUUACAAAGGAAAUGAUCCCACCUUUAAAUAUUUAAGAAAUUAUUUUCAUUAUUUUCAAACAUUUAAAAAUCUACAUUUAUGAUUUUAUGGUUUAAUAUUAAGUCCUGAGAGAUGUUUCAGAUGCACACAGAACACACUUCAUCAUCUCAAUGUGACAAAACUAAUAAUAAUAAUAAUAAUGAUAAUAAUAAUAAUAAUAAUUAAUAAUUAAUAAUAUUUCCUGACUGCAGAGUUGAUGUGUUUUCACACUGAUGUCAGAAACAUGUUGAAAUUCUCUGUUUGACAUGAAAACAAGUCAGUCAGCUGAUCGCUCUCGUCACAGUUUCAGUGUGAAGCAGUUGAAGCUUUUAUAAAACACUUUCUACAUGAAAUAAACACACAGCUGUAAAACAACGUAUUGAUCACAGAUCAGAUUUAUUUUCAUCAGCAGCUGAUUCAGAUAUUUCUGACAUGUCUGCGUUUACUUCCUGUUAAACGAACCUUCGACUCAUGAACGUGUGUGACAGGUGUUCUGUCGCCCACCUGAACCUCAGCGUUCAUGAGAGAUGAAGGUGAGACGCUUCAGCUGAAACACGCAGAGCAGGUCAUGUGAUAUCCUGCGAGUUUGUGCUCAACGAAUAACGUUACGUCCCAACGUACAGUCACGUAAAUAACGUGAAGUUACGAUAGGUCAGGGUUAGGAAGGGAAACACAGGACAUGUACGAAUUUCAGUGCGUUGCUUUUCGUAGGAAAACAUACAAAACAUUAGUGACUGAAGACAGUCAGAAGAAAACGACUUUGGGCUCUUAUUGCUUCCAAAGGUUUUUUGGCCUCGUACAAAGAAACAGUUCAGCACACACUCAGGUUUAUUUUAGUUCAGCUAUCUGUUUGGAAAUUCAUGCAAAUCACCACAUGUUUAAUUAUAUAAUCACUUAUUUGUAAAUUUAAACAUUAAUUUCAGAAAACUUGUGAUACAAAAAAAAAAUGUCUUAAUGUGAGAAGUCUCAGAGUUCAUUAUAACUCAUCUCACACACACACACACACACACACACACACACACACACACACACACAGACACUCUGUCACAACUCUCAGUUUAUGGUUUAAAACUAAUGAGCAGUAAACUCUUGGUACUGAUCCGUCCCCAGGUGUCAGGUGUGUAAUCUGUAACUCAAACACAGUUCUUUAGUUCUUCACAUCAGGAGGAAACAGGAGUCUGCAGACCGGAGACCGUUGUUUUAAUUUGGUGUAUUCAGGUUUUUGUUUGUUUUUUAUUCUUAUCACAAAAAAUGUCCUUUUUUCAUUUUUGGUUUAAAACAAAGGAACUGUUUGUGUUUUGUUUCGUUUGUUAUUUUAGAAAUGAAUAAGAGAUGAUCCAGUGACACCUGACCAUGACGGCGUCAGCGGGUUUUGUUUGUCAGAUUAAUUUUUAUUUUAAACUCUUUGGUCUGACGACAGUUACAGAGUGAAUAUGAAUAACUUGCAGGAUAAUCCAGGAGCAGACACAUAAUCUGAGGAGCCAGCAACCUCUGAAGAACCUAAAUGUGUGAGCACACACGUUUAAUUUGAGUUUUACAGUUUGUUAGAAUUUGAUUUUGGAGACAGAAUGUUUCUGUUUUCUAAAUAAAAAAGUCCUAAAACGUAAAAUAACUAUAAACACCAUGUUGAUGUCAGUAGGUUGUCUCAGAGUAAGAAUAUAUAAUAAAUGUCAGAAAGAACCAAAUCAUUCCAAGAUGGCGGUGUAACAGGUUUUAUUCCUAACGUUCAAAAGAAUAAAGUAACAGGUCUUCCUCCUCCGACCUGUCCGUCUCUCAAACACUUAUCCACGACCAGGAAAUCAGAAUUCACAGCUAAACCUGAGACUUUAAACCAGCAGUGAACUGUUGCAUAAUAAAAGUGUAACGAGGUCACAGCUGUGUGUUUAUGGAGAAAUUAUAAUCAGCUCAACAUCAGAAUCAGACACCUGAAAUAUCAUCACUUUAAAACUUCUUAUUUUUAUCAUACUUUUAUUUUUUAGUUCUGAAAUGACACAUUUAUUUUGGUGGGAAGAGGAAACAGUAUUUUAUCAAUUUCAGAAAUACAUUUGGUUUAAUGAUUUUUAUAUAUUUUUUCACAGUAUAUUUAUUGUUUUAUCACACGGUGGUUGUUUAAUGUUUCAGAUCCAUCGUCACAGAAAUAUUUCAAUUAAUUUACAGUUUUGUUUUUGACUGAUCGAUCAGUAUUGAUCUGUCCUGUUUACAAUGAUCAGAAUCAAGUGUUAACAAAACCCUCCCUGAACCAGAGGCUCCGCCCACCGUCCCCCUGACAGCCCCAGGGCAUGAUGGGACAUGUAGUCACUGCUCCACCUCCACUGUGUCUCUGCUGAUGAUGUCAGUCUCUGUCUACCUCCACAGCCCAUCUGCCAAUAACAGAAACUGAUGUCCUGUGAAAACCUCCUAACUCCUCUCAGGCCUGCACACACAGGCCCGCUGGAGUUAGGAGGUUUUCACGCUGCAGAAGCGAUGUAGCUGCCGUCUCUUUAAGGUUUUCAUAUUAAUAAGGUUGUUGUGUAAAAACACACACGUAUGCGUGCGUGCGUGUGUGUGUGUGUGUGUGUGUGUGUGUGUGUGUGUGUGUGUGUGUAACAUAUGACGAACCAGAGCUGAGAGCGUCGCUGGGAACAAGAGAACCUCAGACUGAGUCGUCUUCAGGAACACCGACCACAUGUUGAAGAACAACAGACUUUUACUGCCAGAUAUAUAAACAUAUAAACAUAUAUGAGGAGCUGUGAGUGGUGUCUGGUGCAGCAGGCUGAGACAUGUUAAAGAGGAAAUAGAAAUUAAACUGCUGCAGAGGUCAAGAGCAUAAACAGAACAAUUACAAUCAAAUAUUUAAGAUAUAUUAAUAAUACUGUAACUAAUAUGUAGAGUGUAAGUGUGCAGAAAUAAUUCAGCUUCUCUUUGUAUGAAAAUGAUCCUGCAGAGACCUGAGACGUCACAGUUGUGUUUGUUAAAGCUUGUUCAUCGUCAUCACUGGAUGAUUGACAGUUUAUGAACAGACUGUAACAUUCAAAAAUCUGAUUGGAAAAAAAGACAAACUGAAGAUCAGCGUAGCUAAUGCUCAUAUAGCAGCUAAUGCUAACAAGCUAGCCAUUUGUGUGACAUGAAUGUGACUUGAAACCAACUGGCUAACAGUACUCACAUAGCAGCUAAAAGCUAACAAGCUAGUUGAAGCUCUAAAUGGCAGUUUGAUUGCUGAACAUGAGCUAAUGCUAAUGUACCAGCUAAAGCUAGCUGCAGCUGUGUCUUUCCAGAGAUAACAGCACUUAAAAACAUUAAAAAAAGACCCUCAUGUUUCAUGCUAAUCCUGUGAACCAGAUGAGUCUAAGCUAGUGUAUAAAACUGUGACCAAAGAACCAGAUAAGGCUAACAGGCUGGUGUCUAAUAAUACAGUUAGUAAGUUUAUACAGACACUAGCCUGUUAGCCUUAUUUGGUACAUUAGCUUUAGCAACAGAUGUGUCGGUCUUAUGUUUAGCAUUACGAAAAUUAAAAACCAGCGCUAAUGCUAAUGCUAAUGCUAAUGCUAAAGUCAUCAGUCAGCAGCCCAAACACUCGCUAAGUUCAAAGAAACAGUUUCUCUUCACAGUUCAGAAAUACGUCUGUUUACAAAAUAAUUUUUGCAGAAUUUCUGUUAAUAAACUAAAAAUGUAUCAACGAAUUAUUUCAGUUUUAAUUAAGAUGAGGUUUAAUUUAUAAGGGCUAAAAAAACAUGUCUUAAUAUCUUAUCUUUAAGAUAAUCAAUAAGAAAGUUUUAAGGAUUAUUUUUCAAAGAACAUUCAAAUUUUACUUUUAAUUAAAAUACAAGUUUUUCUUCUUUGUCUCCACUAAUCAAGUUAAAUAAAAUAGUUUGUAAUAUUUAAAGUAGCACUGUUUAACAUUAAUCACUUCCUGUGGAUUUCACAUUAAAAGCAGCGUUAGAAAGUGUCAUAGAGAAAGGUUUUUUUUCCAUAAAUGAAUGAUAGAUUCAAACUUUACAGUAAUUAGACAGUGAAUAAGGGUGAUGCCAGCUGAGGACUUUUAUUCUGAAAUGAAAUGAUGUUUGAGUUUAAUGUGUUGUUUCCUUUGAGAUGAGCGUGGCACAUUUAAUCAUCUGUGCAGCUCUCAGAUCAGAUUAUAUUUCCUGCUGCAGUCAAACUCCCCAGAGCUCUCUGUGUCUCUGGAGACGUCUCUUCAGUUUAUUGGAGCGCUCUCCUCUGCGUGCUCGUCGUCAUGUCUCUGCAGGCUGAUUCUCAGGAGAGACGCUUUCAUUUCAGACUGACUGAGUUUGACCUGAAGUGGCUGUCUGACCUGAGGUAAACUCAGCAGGUCUCCUCAGGUGAAGGUCUGACUGAGCCAUCGACAUUUACUGGAAAACAAAUAUUGAUCUAAGUUUGAAGGUCUGUGGUUGUAAAUGAUCACAGCGGGUCCUGGAGACAAACUCUGUUCUCAGUGACGCUCGGCUCGUUUCAUGUGUCAGAGAAAGGUGAGCUGCACCUGCCGGCCGUCACUUUAAACCUGGAUUCACUCACUCAAUAACAGCAGUUAUUAAAUACAGAAUUAUAUUGCAUUAUUAUUAUGGACUGUGUUUAUUAUAAGACACGUCAGUUUUUGAUUUCACAGUCAAACCUGCAGAGUUCAAUGACCUGACCUCCACCCAGGAACAUGAAUCACACAGCUGCUUCCUGUUCACACUGAAUACUCACUUCACUGUGUUUGUGAUUUACAGCAGAGGCGUAUAUAUAUUGUCAUGUUCUUAUUCAUGCUGUCACUGCUUUGGGAACAUGUUUCCCUCUUUAUUCCGCCCACGUGGAGCCGGUUCUGUUCUCCUCUGGUUCUGAAACUAAACUGGAUCAGAACCUGAAGAGCUGCUUCACAGCUGGAGCCAAGCGGCUGUGACUCACCAGAGGAUCAACAUGAUAUUAUUAUGUUGUGAUUUAUUACCUUUUUUACCUUUUUGUCCACAAAGAACAAAUCGAUACUUAGCACAGUGUGACGAUACGAUUCUGCCUCACAGAAAUAUUGAGAUACUUUGCUGAAUUGAUUUUUCCCUCGAAACAAACCACAGCAGGUUUUCCUCAAACUGCGUGGUGACACGCAGCAAAGGCCACUGUAAGGACUCAGCCUGUAGGGGGCGCACACUCCACCAGGUGAGCCCGAGGUCGCCCAAACAGCUGUUACCACGACAACCAGAUGCUUUAUUCAUUAUUUUAGUUUCUAGUGGCGAAUAUUAUCAUAAAAACUGUCGUUAGCUAAUUAUGAACUAACACCACAGCAGGAGACGUCUUUGUUUUACAGUCAGAAAACUGCAGCGUCCAUCGUCUUUGGCACAUGAAUAUAUUCACGUCACAUUUAAUGUAUUAAAUGUUUUCCACGUAGAGUCAACGUGUUGAUUUAAGACUGAAUUUAAUGAAUCCAGAGUUUAACAGUAGAUUUUAUAUUAAAACGUUUCAGUCAGCAUGUUAAAGUUGAUCCGUGUUCGUGCAGCUCACCCUGCGCUUUUACUAUGAUGUCAUAAUGUGACAUCAUGCUGUGAUGUCAUGAAAUUUGUUUUUAUUUUUUUUAAAUUUUUUUUAUUUGAUUUGUUUUGGAUGUAAAGCACCGAUUCAACUUCCUGUUUGAGGAGUUUUUUUCCUGCUGUUGUACAGAAGAUGAUUAUGAUGAUGAUGAUGAUGAUGAUGAUGAUGAUGAUGAUGAUGAUGAUGAUGAUGGCGUCGUCUCACUGCUGUCUGUAUUGGAUCUAUAACCCUGUGUAAACUGAUCGGAGGUCAGUUGUGAUAUUUUUAUUUCCUGUCUGGUAAACACUGAAACUGUAGAAGAAGAAGUUUCCCUCCUCCUCUUCCUCUUCCUCCCUCUGUGCAGCACUUUGUCCAUGAAUGUGAACAGUCGACCUUUGACCUCCACAAGAGUCGACAAGACAUUUUCUGUUUGGUUUCUUCUUUGUGAACUGUCCUCUGAGGACCAACCAGUAACUCUGAUCAUACUGGUCCCAGUGAGUCCCACAGACGUCCUCUGAAGGAAGUGAGACGCAGCUGAGGAGACUCUGAAAGUUCAAGGAAAUAAAUGAAAUUAUCUGUUUCUGAUUAUUAUAAAUAAUUUAUGAUUAAUAAUAAAGUCAGUGUUUAGUGCAGCUGAACUGACGUUUGUGUUAAGCAUAUAUGAAAAUCACAUAUACUGAGAGUCAAGUUUCCAAUAAUAAAUAUUUACUUCAGAUUAAA